Aquila chrysaetos chrysaetos is the source of this 2663-nucleotide messenger RNA. RefSeq names its product solute carrier family 25 member 47 (gene SLC25A47). The record is from RefSeq and is a predicted model, not a curated record. Bases 1215 to 2126 code for a protein of 303 amino acids. Gene Ontology annotation, cellular component: mitochondrion. NCBI's taxonomy places the organism in Eukaryota, Metazoa, Chordata, Aves, Accipitriformes, Accipitridae. The transcript is spliced from 7 exons. Gene Ontology annotation, biological process: transmembrane transport. Gene Ontology annotation, molecular function: transmembrane transporter activity.
GCCUAGCAGCUUUACCCAUCUCUCCCUCUGCACAUUACUCAGUCACUCAACAAAUAUACUUGUGACUGGUGACAGUGAGCAAAAACUUCUGGGAAAUCAUUCAGAAAAGGAAGAUAAAAACUCAGUAGCUGGCAUCUUUAUAGCAUUUUUCCAGUCUGGAUUUGCAGACAAUAUAACCUAAGCCUCAGGCUGUUUCUGUGAAGUAAAAAUGGGCACUUAUGCCCAUUUUAUAGAUAAGGAAGCUGGUAAAACUGAUUUGUCCUAAGGGAACAGGAGACAGAGCUAGGUGGACGGCCUCCUCUGCCUGCCUCCUGUCUUUUUUUUUAAGCCACCCUGUUCUUACAGGAACAUUUCUGUGAGGCAAAUGGUUUUUCACUGCCAACAGCUAUACAAACAUACUUUCAACACCCCGUACUUGAAAUCCUCUGGCACAGUUUGUAUCCACAUGCAAAGUCAAUGACUGGGAGACCAGGUCUCCAGCUGAAUCUAAAUGCUAAGUUAUUCAGCAUUGUAGACACACAGUAAUGACACCAGUCAGUAAUGAAUGAGGAGAGAUAGCCAAAAAAAGUGGGAAUAUGGUGUAAGGCAAUGCCACUAAGGUUUAUAUACAGACAUAUUUUUAAUAUCUUGGCCUGUCUUCAAGGCAGCUUCCUGCUGAGUCGUGUGUGGGCUUCCAGCUGUCAUGUGGAAUAUGUUUGUUGCAUUAGUCAUGCAGAGGAGGCACCUAUUUCUUAGAAACUGAAAGAACAGGCUUAGCAGAAUGACUAAUGUGUCUUUGCAGAAACUUCCCAAAUACUCUGUGAGAUGGGCACUCGUGCGGCUCCUGAACUAAUGCCAGGGAAAAGAGAAGAGUGAUAAGUGAGGCUGUGAACUUCAUACGAUAUUCAGAGACCGGUACUGUUAGUACUGGUGUCUGGGUAUUCUUUGCUAAUGCUGGGGGUGCUCCUGAAAAACCUACAGAAACUUCUGGCUUAGACCUCAAUUUUCUCCGGCUCAAGGCAAUGGAAAAUGUCAGCAGAGAUCAGAGGGAGACAUAGUUUGAGAAUAUUGGAGAAAAAGAGAGAGACAUAGACUCUGGAGUCAUCACUGAUACUGCAACAGCAUCAUCAAUGGAUUUGGGGCUUGUCACUGUUCCUACCAUGACAGCUGUGUUUUACUGCCUAAUGCCUGAACUACCCUGCUGAAAAGGUUGAGGGUUGCACAUUAAUAUCAUCAUGACAAAUGAAGAGUACAUUAUCACUUGGUGGGGAAGAGGAGGCUGGGAAGGUGGUCUAAGCACAGCAGUGGGUUAUCCGCUGGACACAGUGAAGGUGAGAAUUCAGACUGAGAGGCAUUACAAUGGGAUUUGGCACUGCAUUCAGGAAACAUACAGGACAGAAAAAGUUUGGGGAUUUUACAAAGGUGUGUCUGCAUCAGUUCUCACAGUAUCGGUGAUUUCUUCUGUUUCAUUUGGCACGUACAAAAACUUCCUUUGUACCAUCUGCAAGCUGCGAUACGGGGCUGCAGACGCGAAGCCAUCCAAGCUGGAUGUUUCUCUUGCCGGAGGUGCUGCUGGUGCUGUCCGGGUUGUGUUGAUGACCCCUAGUGAAGUGGCUAAGGUUCGCAUGCAGACUCAGAGGAACCCACAUCCUUCCGUCGCAUCUCCCCAGCCUGUUUCCAAGCCAAAGUACCGAGGGUCUCUGCACUGUCUGAAGGUGAUCGCCAAGGAAGAAGGUUUUGGGGGUCUCUACAAGGGCUGCUCUGCAUUACUUUGCAGAGAUUGCUCUUCUUCUGCAAUAUAUUUCCUUACCUAUUCUGCUCUGUGUGACUGGCUCACACCAGCUGGGAAAAAUAAGCCAGGUUUCCUCGUUGUGCUGCUUUCUGGUGGUUUCGCUGGAGUCCUGGCCUGGGGAUUAGCUACUCCCAUGGAUGUCAUCAAAUCACGGAUGCAAACAGAUGAAUCAGACCAGCACAAGUACAAAGGCCUUGUCCACUGUGCUAGGGAAAGUGUGAGAAAGGAGGGUGCAAAAGUGCUUUUCAAAGGACUGGGUUUAAACUGCAUUCGUGCCUUUCCUGUGAACAUGGUGGUGUUUGUAACGUAUGAAGCUGUACUGAGAUUUACAGAUCAUUGUACAAACAAAAAAUAGCUUGUGCCAUUCUGUUCAGAGGCGUAUUUUGUUUAGUUUGUUUUUUUGUAACACAACAUCCACAAACAACUGCUGAACACUCCUUUGAUGGACAGAGUAAGAAGCAUGGACAUUUCAGCACAAAGCUGGAUGACUGACAGCUUUGUUUUAUUCUUAUAGGAUUACAAACUCAUCAGGGAGUCUUGGACUUUUACAUACAACCUCCCUUUUAUCUCAUUAAUGUAUUUAGACUGUAGCCACUGCUUAGGCCCUUGAAACAUUUGCAAAUAAUUAUGUUCUAAAAAGCUGCUAGUCUGAUCCUUUUGGUAAAGGAUUCAUUUUGUUUUCUACUGGCACAGAAAGCAAUCUUCACAAUGAAGGCAAGAGCUGGGGGGGAGUUUGUGUAAGACCUAACACUAUCCAGUGUGCCCUUUACACGUAAUGCUCGUAUUGCAUUCACCGAGUAACUAACUUAUGUAUUUGUGCUUCAGGCUGCAACUUUUCCUUCCCUGCUGUAAUUUUCCCAAAGUACUCUACAAUUAUAUCCCUUUGGUAGCA